This is a messenger RNA of Thlaspi arvense, 3946 nucleotides long. The record is from the annotation of a GenBank genome assembly. NCBI's taxonomy places the organism in Eukaryota, Viridiplantae, Streptophyta, Magnoliopsida, Brassicales, Brassicaceae.
GCAAAGUUUGGUAAGAUUAAUGAAAUGUAAUAAUCGUUUGGUAAGAUUAAUGAAAUGUGUCGGCGUAUAGAACGAGGGACCUACAUGGGCAUAUAUGAUUACAAUUUAUUUAAUCAAUGAAGAACAAAGAAAAGAAAAGAACCAAAAACUCCAUGAAAAUCUCUCUCCUCUUUCCUCUUUAUGUGAAUGUCUGAGCUUCAGUGCAUGUGCUUGCUUCUGGAUCUCAAUCGUCCUACAGCUUUUACUCCACUCUCUUCUCUAUCUCUUAGCUGUCACGGAACAUUCUCCUUCACUCUCUCUCUCUCUCUCUCUCUCUCUGCAAAAUAAAUCAGAAAUCUAUGAAUAUUCUUGAACAUCAACCAUAAGUGCUUCAAAUCCUGGUGAAACUUAAAUUAACCCAUCUGUUUGUGUGUGUUUCCUUGUUGGGUCUUUAAUGGAUCCCAGAACAAGACUUGACUAUGCUCUGUUUCAACUCACACCCACCAGGACAAGAUGUGAGCUGGUGAUUUUCUCCGGUGGGGAGAACGAGAAACUUGCCUCGGGGAUCUUUCAGCCGUUCGUUACGCAUCUCAAGAGCGUUAGAGAUCAGAUUUCUAAAGGUGGAUAUUCCGUUACCCUCCGUCCUUCUUCCUCCGCCGCCGGCGCUCCUUGGUUUACCAAAGUGACGCUUCAGAGAUUUGUGCGAUUCGUGACCACUCCUGAGGUUCUCGAGAGGUCGGUAACAUUGGAGAAGGAGAUUGAGCAGAUCGAGGAUUCGAUUCAGUCUAAUGCAGCCGCCAUCUCCGGCGAAGCCGAAGGAAACGAGUUGGGCAGUACAUGGACUUCUCAGAAGCCUACAGCAUUAUCAAAGGCAAAAGGUGAAUCUGAUGGAGACAAUGGGGAAGAAAAUUCAAAGGUUGGUCUUCAGCGUGUUUUGGAGAACCGCAAAGCGGCUUUGUGCAAAGAGCAAGCCAUGGCUUACGCUCGAGCUAUGGUUGUUGGUUUUGAAUUGGACUACAUGGAUGACCUCUUGUCUUUCGCCGAUGCUUUUGGAGCUUCCCGUUUAAGGGAAGCGUGUGUGAACUUUGUGGACUUGUGCAAGAGAAAGAACGAAGAUAGAAUGUGGGUGGACCAAAUCACGGCCAUGCAAGCAUUUCCUAGGCCUGAGUUAUCGUUCAUGGGUGACUCUGGGAUCGUACUCGCUGGCGAAGAGAACGAUUUGUUGAAUGCUUCAAACGUGAAGCUCGGGAACUCCAUGGAUGCCUCGAGCCAAGGCAGCUUCGAGACUAGUCAAGAAGGGAGAGCUCAAAUGGCAAUGCCGUGGCCAAACCAUUAUCCUCAAUACAUGCAGAACUUCCAAGGACAUGGGUAUCCUCCUUAUAUGUUUCCUGGGAUGCAAGGCCAGUCGCCGUAUUUCCCUGGGAAUAUGCAAUGGCCUGUAAACAUGGGAGAUGUGGAGUCAAGUGAGAAGUCUUCCAAGAAGAAAAAGAAGAACAAGAAGAAGAAGAAGAAGUCAAAGCAAGAUGAAUCCACCGAGCCAAGCGAUGAGUCCAGUGCUGAGACCGAAUCAGAAGAUGGAAAGGAAGGGAAGAAAUCAUCUAGAAAAGUGGUCAUACGCAACAUAAACUAUAUAACUUCAAAGAGAAAUGGAACGAAGGAGAGCGAUUCGGAGGAGUCUGAGGAAGAAGAAGGGUUUGUGGAUGGAGAUUCCAUCAAGCAGCAAGUUGAAGAAGCCAUUGGCUCACUGGAGAAACGGCAUAAAUCAAGUUCACGCCGUCGGAGGAAACACAAAAGUCACAGUGACGAUGAUGAUUCAGGUAGUAAGGAAACUAAAGGGAAUGAUAAUUGGGAUGCCUUCCAAAACCUUCUUUUGAAAGACAAAGAUUCAGACCAAGAAGAAACACUACGAACGCCAUCAUCUCCGUUAGAGAUGGAGUCAGAAGCUGUGAGAAAGAGAGAAGCGCCUUUGGAUGAUUCUUUCUUGGUCGCAAAUGGGAAUGAGGACUGGGGCAGAGAAAACAGUAUUAAGAAACUCGAUGUGGGUGAGAAUGUUCGGCUGAUAAGGAGAGAGAACAACUACGACGAGGAGAUGUUGAAUCCAGGUAGAGGCGGUGAAUCAAGAAACUAUUCGCAGGCAGAUAUGUCGGUUUAUGAUGGGAAGCUCAGAGCCAGAAAUGAGGCCGAGGAAGACUGGUUCAUACGUAACCAAGCGGGUCCAGAAACUGAUCCAAGUCUUGUCAAAACAUUUGUAGGAGACGACUUCCACUUAACGAAGCGCAGCGAGAGAGAUGUCCUGACCGAUGACUCGUUCAUGAUCCAUUCUCGUGUUGAGGGCCAAGUAGAAGAGUCCCGUUUGAGAACAGACAUCAUGGACUCAGAUGUUUACGGAAUCACCCAACAAGAAAACCAUGCACCGGAGACCACUCGGCAUGAGCCAGAUGACCUUUUCAUGGUUCUUGGACGGGAACAAGAUGUUACACCUACAAUGUUAUCAUGGACUCCUGAAAUUGACUUCGAGGCUAACACUUUGGCUCAAGAGAAAAGCAAAAUCGACUUAGAAUCCGCUACAAAGGCCUCUGCAGGUGAUCAAGCCUCAGAUGGUAAAGAAAAGAAAACCCGUGCUGUCUCCAAAGGGAAGGAUGCAAAGUCAAGAGGAGUAAGUAGACCUGACCCGGCUUCGAAAGCGAAGAGACCUCCUUGGGGAAGCAGAGCUGCUGCCACCAAAACCAAAUCCGAAAUGGAGGAAGAGAGAAAGAAGAGAAUGGAAGAACUUUUGAUUCAGAGGCAAAAGAGAAUUGCUGAGAAGAGUUCUGGUGGUACUGUAUCAAGUUCUUUAACGUCCAAGAAAACUCCUACUGCAACUAAAACCGUGAAGAGCUCGAUAAAGAACGAGAAGACCGCAGAAGCCACGCUGCAGCCAAAGGCUAAGCCGGUACUGAGAAGCUCCACCAUUGAGCGCCUUGCUGUUGCCCGGACCGCACCAAAGGAGCCACAACAAAAACAAGUAAUCAAAAGAGCAUCAAAACCUUUGGGAAACAAGACAGAGAAACCUCAGGACAAGAAAUCGAGUAAAAUAGCUGAUACCGAUGCGAAAAGUCUGGAACUUUCUCGUGACCCGAGUCUCGAAAUCAAGGAGACAGUGGAAGAAGAUUCACAGUCUUACUUGUCAGUGAAGCAAGUUGAUGAACCUUCUGCUGCCUCUUCUGCUGUGGACUUCAAAGACAUUAAAGAGAGCUUGCCAUUGGAAGAAACUGGUAGAGGAAUCAGCCAAUACAGUGAAUUCAUCACUGAUGCAGUAUCGAAAUCCGAUAAUCAGAGAGUACAAGAUCAGACGAAAAUCGAUGAUCAGGAAAUAGUGAAGAAGACAUCCGUCUGUGAAGAUAAACAAAUCCAUAGGAACCAUUGUUCGGAGGAUGUCGGAGAAGUCAAGGUUCCACAGGCAAAACCGGCGUCUCCGAAGAAGUCGGUGACUUUUUCAGAGACAAACAUGGAGGAGAAGUAUUAUUUCUCACCAACAGUCUCGGAGAAUGACGUCUCGACGCCGCCGGCUACAGAAACAGACCAUUCUAGAAAGAAAUGGAACAGUGAAGAGACGUCUCCGAAGGCAACGGCUAAAGUCUUCAGGAAGCUUCUUAUGUUCGGAAGGAAAAAAUGAUGUUAGUUCUUCAGAAGGAUCAUCGGAGCAUUGUUUCGAGAGGCACUAUGACGACGUCGUGUUGAGUUUAGUGGGAAAGGCCGGUUUAAUAUCGUCGUCUCCUUUAUUAUUUGAAAACAAAUUUCUUGUGUGAUAUUUUUUAUUUUUUUUGUUCUUUCAACCAGUUUGAUUUGGCUGUUUAUAUUUAAUUGUUGAUGUCUUGUUUAUAGCAUUGGUGAGUGUAUAAAAAUUGGUUUGUUGAGUUUGAAUAACGCAAUGUUAUUUUGGAUUUUUGUAUUUGAUUGGUGAUCAUUAGAGAAAAACAAACAAAAA